This is a messenger RNA of Monopterus albus (swamp eel), 1351 nucleotides long. It is a transcript of the gene hpgd, whose product is annotated as 15-hydroxyprostaglandin dehydrogenase. NCBI's taxonomy places the organism in Eukaryota, Metazoa, Chordata, Actinopteri, Synbranchiformes, Synbranchidae. Gene Ontology annotation, molecular function: oxidoreductase activity, acting on the CH-OH group of donors, NAD or NADP as acceptor. The transcript has 7 exons. The coding region runs from base 213 to 998 and encodes 261 amino acids. Gene Ontology annotation, cellular component: cytoplasm. The record is from RefSeq and is a predicted model, not a curated record.
AGAGGGAGGGAAGAAGGAAGGGAAGACAGCCCAGCUAAAAGAGUGAAAACACACACAAGGGUGAGAGGCAGAUAGGUGCAUAAACACAGAAUAGAGGACAGAAAAAGAAGAGCAAAAAGAAAAGUCAGAGAAAGUGAGACAGUGAGAGAGAAAGGUUACGUGUGAGCCAGAGAAGGAGGAAGUGUAAGGGGCUUUGCUGCUGUGCUGGUAUCAUGUCUCUGUAUGGGAAGGUGGCUCUGGUGACCGGGGGGGCUCAGGGCAUCGGGAGAGCUGUGGUCCAGUCACUACUGCUGAGCUCAGCCAAGGUGGCUGUGGUCGACCUGAACAAGACCUGUGGUGAAGAGUGCAAGACGCAGCUGGACACAGAGUUUGGAGAGGGGCACUGCACCUUUAUUCAGUGUGAUGUGUCACACGGAGACGCACUGAGAGAUGCCUUCCAGAGCACCGUGGACCAGUUUGGUCGUCUGGACAUUGUUAUCAACAAUGCCGGCAUCAACAAUGAAAAGAACUGGGAGAAGACCAUACAAGUCAACCUGACUUCUGUAAUAAAGGGGACCUACUUGGCACUGGAACACAUGAGUAAAGAGUAUGGCAAGGAAGGAGGCACCAUUAUCAAUGUAUCCUCUAUGGCAGCCUUCAUGCAUUCCCCUCAUCAGCCUGUCUACACUGCUACUAAACAUGGAGUUAUUGGCUUCACUAGAGCUAUGGCAGACGCGUCCUCUCAGGGUGACUACGGGGUUCGGAUCAACGUCUUGUGUCCGGCCUUCGUUGACACCCCUCUGCUGCACUCAGUGGAACAGGAGGACAAUAUGGGCAAGUUUGUCAAGUUCAAGGAUGAUUUCAAACUCCGCAUGGACAAGUUUGGAGUUUUACCGCCGUCAUUAAUAGCGGAGGGCAUGAUGAGGUUGAUCAUGGACACCAGUCUGAAUGGAGCAGUGAUGAAGAUCACAUGCUCCAAAGGAAUCCACUUCCACUCCUAUGAACCCAUGUCUGCUUGAGCUGUGACAUAUCUGACUCCACGCUGCUGCUGCUGCUGCUGGACAAACAGCGCAGCACUUUAACCUGUGUGACUGCAACACACCAGACACUGGUUCAGGACAUCUGGCUGCUGUUGGAGCUAACAUCAGAACUGUGUUUGGAUUUUAUUAAUUUAACAAUUCUUUUAAUAAUAAUAUGAUAAUAAUGAUCAUACAAAGCAGAAUUAGAAACUCCAGUGUUUUCAGUGACAGCCAACAAAAAAACGUUUGGCAAACCAGAGUUAAAGAUGUUUCUCUGUCUGUGUUACAGGAAAUACUGGGCAAUAUCGUCAUCUUCAGAUAUGACUGAUUAUACGGCUUUUUAUUUCAUUAAA